Encephalitozoon cuniculi GB-M1 is the source of this 684-nucleotide messenger RNA. RefSeq lists its product as uncharacterized. Lineage: Eukaryota; Fungi; Microsporidia; Unikaryonidae. The transcript has a single exon. The record is from RefSeq and is marked provisional. Gene Ontology annotation, cellular component: membrane; endomembrane system. Bases 1 to 684 code for a protein of 227 amino acids.
AUGGAGAAAAGGAGGACAAGGGUAAUCCUGAAGGAAGCACUGAAGAUAGCGUUCCUGGGACUGUGCAUAUACGGGACGCUGGAUUAUGCCUUUCAGAAGGAAACCAUCGAGAUGAUCAGGUCCAAUUCCGGUGGGAAAUUCCUGUAUCUUACGUUUAUAUCCCUACACCUAACAAUCAUCUCAACCAUCCUUGGAUAUCUGAUCGAGGUCGGCCUGGGAAAGAGGCUGGAGCAUAUCUACAAGGAUCUACUGGCUCUGUCCUUUUCUCUAGAGGGCAUUGUAACCAUAUUGUUUUGGACGCUGUACUGGACCAAGCCAACACUCCUAAAGAACAAGACAUUGUACGAAAGUGGUAUCCAAGAGAGCUUUCUAACGGAGAUCUCCCAGCAUUUGAUUCCGCUCCUUCUUCUACUGAUAUGUCAGGCAGAUGUGAAGCUACAAAGAAAGAAGAGGUGCAUCUGCUUUAUAUUUGGGUUUGGCACCCUAUACUUCCUGGAAAUCUGGUACUUCUCGACCAAAAACGAUAAGAAGUGGGCAUAUCCUAUGUUCAACAAGAUGGCCAUGGUGUACCGGAUACUCUUCAUUUUCGCAGCAUGUCUGAUUGGAGUUGCAUCCUACAUGUGCCUUCUUGAGAUAAACAGCCUGGCGCAUCAGAAGCAUGACCGGGCGAGUGAGAGUGAUUGA